AUGUCUGUUAGGGCAACAGAGAAUGAUCCUCCUAGAUUCUUCGUGGGUGGAGAAGAUGGAGAAGAAUUACUGGACUCUGCCAGAUCUACAGAUUAUGAACACUUCUAUGACCAUGGGGAAGAAGAGGAGGAAGAGUAUGACUCUCCACCAGAAAGACAAAUUGCAGUUGGGAUUUGUUCAAUGGCGAAGAAAUCAAAGUCCAAACCAAUGAAAGAAAUUCUUGAACGCCUCUCCAUGUUUAAGUACAUAACUGUGGUAAUAUUUGAAGAGGAUGUAAUUUUGAAUGAACCAGUAGAAAACUGGCCUUUAUGUGACUGUCUCAUUUCUUUUCAUUCUAAAGGAUUUCCACUGGACAAAGCAGUUGCCUAUGCAAAACUCAGGAGUCCAUUCAUAAUCAAUGACUUGAAUAUGCAGUAUCAUAUACAAGACAGGAGAGAAGUAUACAGUAUUCUUAAAGCUGAAGGCAUUUUACUUCCUCGCUAUGCAGUUCUGAACCGUGAUCCAAACAAUCCCCAAGAAUGCAACUUGAUUGAAGGAGAAGAUCAUGUGGAAGUGAAUGGAGAAAUUUUCCAAAAGCCUUUUGUAGAAAAGCCAGUUAGUGCUGAGGACCACAAUGUUUACAUUUAUUAUCCAACAUCUGCUGGAGGUGGAAGCCAGAGGCUCUUUCGAAAGAUUGGCAGCAGAAGCAGUGUUUAUUCCCCUGAAAGCAGUGUGAGAAAAACAGGCUCCUAUAUUUAUGAGGAAUUCAUGCCUACAGAUGGCACUGAUGUGAAGGUGUACACGGUAGGCCCAGACUAUGCUCAUGCUGAAGCCCGGAAGUCUCCAGCUCUGGAUGGCAAGGUAGAACGAGAUAGUGAAGGAAAAGAAGUGAGGUAUCCGGUUAUCCUGAAUGCAAGAGAGAAGUUAAUUGCUUGGAAAGUAUGCCUUGCAUUUAAACAAACAGUUUGUGGCUUUGAUUUGCUGCGUGCUAAUGGACAGUCCUAUGUCUGUGAUGUGAAUGGCUUCAGUUUUGUGAAAAACUCCAUGAAAUACUAUGAUGAUUGUGCUAAGAUACUGGGAAAUAUCAUAAUGAGAGAACUUGCUCCCCAGUUUCAGAUACCAUGGUCAAUUCCUUUGGAAGCUGAAGAUAUCCCUAUUGUGCCAACCACCUCUGGAACAAUGAUGGAGCUUAGAUGUGUUAUAGCUGUAAUACGCCAUGGGGACCGAACACCAAAACAAAAAAUGAAAAUGGAAGUAAAACAUCAGAAGUUUUUUGAUCUCUUUGAAAAAUGUGAUGGAUAUAAAUCUGGAAAACUAAAAUUGAAAAAACCAAAACAGUUACAGGAAGUGCUUGAUAUAGCAAGGCAACUCCUUGUAGAACUUGGGCAAAACAAUGAUUCUGAAAUUGAAGAAAGUAAAGCAAAACUUGAGCAGCUGAAGACUGUGUUAGAAAUGUAUGGGCAUUUUUCAGGCAUAAAUCGCAAAGUUCAAUUAACGUAUCUUCCUCAUGGUUGCCCAAAGACUUCCAGUGAAGAGGAAGAUAAUAGAAGAAAUGAGCCAUCCCUGCUUCUGGUUCUAAAAUGGGGAGGAGAAUUGACCCCUGCAGGCAGGGUUCAAGCAGAGGAGCUCGGAAGGGCUUUCAGGUGUAUGUAUCCAGGUGGACAAGGAGAUUAUGCUGGAUUUCCUGGAUGUGGUUUGCUUAGAUUACAUAGCACUUACCGACAUGAUCUCAAAAUCUACGCUUCUGAUGAGGGACGAGUUCAGAUGACUGCGGCAGCUUUUGCAAAG
Molecule: messenger RNA, 1767 nt
Organism: Balearica regulorum gibbericeps (East African grey crowned-crane)
Lineage: Eukaryota; Metazoa; Chordata; Aves; Gruiformes; Gruidae
Source: RefSeq, a predicted model, not a curated record